This is a messenger RNA of Hordeum vulgare subsp. vulgare (domesticated barley), 3055 nucleotides long. Its product is annotated as probable lipoxygenase 8, chloroplastic. The transcript is spliced from 4 exons. Bases 281 to 2926 code for a protein of 881 amino acids. Lineage: Eukaryota; Viridiplantae; Streptophyta; Magnoliopsida; Poales; Poaceae. Gene Ontology annotation, molecular function: oxidoreductase activity, acting on single donors with incorporation of molecular oxygen, incorporation of two atoms of oxygen; protein binding; metal ion binding. The record is from RefSeq and is a predicted model, not a curated record. Gene Ontology annotation, biological process: lipid oxidation.
AUCGUACGUACGCCCACCCUAUAAAGCCAGCCAUGUCGCUUCCUCAGCUUAAACCAUCCAGCCUCCAGAGCCACCACCACACCAUCGGGAGUCGUCGCAUCGUCCCCUCUUUCUCCUCCUCCACUUGCAGCACCGGCAGCGGCCUCCGCUCGUCUUCGCUUUCCGCUGGGCUCCGUGGCGGUGCGCAGCUGAUCGUGCGGUGCUCCUCCGUUGGCCCGUCCGAGGUGGUGCCGACCAGUAGUAGUAGCGGCGGCGGCGGCGACGGUGUGCUUCUUCCGCCAUGGCAGGAAAGGGCGGUGCUUCGGUGCGCGUCAAGGCGGUGGCGACGGUUAAGGUCACCGUUGGUGGGUUCCUCGAUGGGCUGAGGCCGUCGAGGACGCUGGACGAUGUGAAGGACCUCAUCGGCAGGUCCAUGGAGAUCGAGCUCGUCAGCGCCGAGCUUGACGCCAAGACGGGGGAGGAGAAGCAGACGAUCAAGAGCUACGCCCACAAGGUGGCCGACAACGACGUCCAAGUCGUAACCUACGAAGCCGACUUCAACGUGCCGGCGGGGUUCGGCCCCGUCGGCGCCGUGCUGGUCUCCAACGAGCACGGCACGGAGAUGUUCCUGGAGGACGUGAAGGUGGUCACCGCCGGCGGCAACUCGCCGCCCGACGUCAUCCGCUGCGACUCCUGGCUGCCGCCCAAGUCCGGCGACGCCAACCGCGUCUUCUUCGCCAACAAGCCUUACCUGCCGAGCCAGACUCCUCCGGGUCUCCAGGCCUACCGGAAGAAGGACCUCGCCAAGAAGCGCGGUGACGGCACCGGGCAGAGGAAGGCCACCGACCGGGUCUACGACUACGACGUGUACAACGACCUCGGGUCCGGCGAGGAGCUCGGUGCCUCCGGCUCCCGCCCCGUCCUCGGCGGCAACAAGCAGUUCCCCUACCCGCGGCGCUGCCGCACCGGCCGCCCCCGAUCCACCAAAGGUACGUACGUAUACACGACAAAGUCAAGAGAUACUACGUACGUACUCCUACAGUGCAUGAACGUGUGUGGUACAUGGGUAACUCGUGCAAAUUGCGUACGUGCAGACCCGCAGUCGGAGACGAGGAGCGGCGACGUCUACGUGCCGAGGGACGAGGCCUUCUCGGAGGUGAAGAACGUGCAGUUCUCGGUGAAGACGCUGCAGUCGGUGCUCCACGCGGCGGUGCCGGCGGUGCAGUCGACGCUCAUCGACCCCAACCAGGGCUUCCCCUCCUUCUUCGUCAUCGACAAGCUCUUCGAGGACGGGGUUGAGCUGCCGCGCGCCGAGGAUCUCGGCUUCCUCCGCGCCGCCGUGCCGCGCCUCCUCGAGUUCCUCCGCGACGGCCCCGGCGACAAACUCCUCCUCUUCGACGCCCCCGCAAAUGUCCAGAAGGACAAGUUCGCGUGGUUGCGGGACGAGGAGUUCGCCAGGGAGACGCUGGCCGGGAUCAAUCCGUACGCCAUCGAGCUUGUCAAGGAAUUUCCUCUCAAGAGCAAGCUGGACCCGGCGGUGUACGGGCCGGCCGAGUCGGCGAUCACCGCCGAGCUGCUGGAGGCUCAGAUGGGGCACGCCAUGACGGUGCCCGAGGCGGUGAAGAACAAGAGGCUCUUCAUGCUCGACUUCCACGACCUGUUCCUGCCCUACGUGCACAAGAUCCGCGCCCUGCAGCACACCACCAUGUACGGCUCCCGCACCAUCAUGUUCCUCACCGACGACGGCACGCUGCGCCUCCUCGCCAUCGAGCUCACCCGGCCGGCCUCACCCAUGAUGCCGCAGUGGAGGCAGGUCUUCACUUCCUCCACGGACACCACCAAGUCGUGGCUGUGGCGGAUGGCCAAGUCCCACGUCCGCGCCCACGACGCCGGCCACCACGAGCUCGUCACCCACUGGCUGCGCACGCACUGCGCCGUCGAGCCCUACAUCCUCGCGGCCAACAGGCAGCUCAGCGAGAUGCACCCCAUCUUCCAGCUGCUGCGCCCGCACUUCCGCUACACCAUGCGGAUCAACGCGCUCGCACGCUCCGCCCUCAUCAACGGCGGCGGCAUCAUCGAGCUCACCUUCUCCCCGCAGAGGUACGCCAUGGAGCUCAGCUCCGUCGCCUACGACAAGCUCUGGCGCUUCGACAUGGAGGCCCUCCCCGCCGACCUCGUCCGCAGGGGCAUGGCGGAGGAGGACCCCACGGCGGAGCACGGACUCAAGCUCGCCAUCAAAGACUACCCGUUCGCCAACGACGGGCUCCUCAUCUGGGACGCCAUCAAGGGGUGGGUUCAGGCGUACGUUUCCAGCUACUACCCGACCGCCGCCAGCGUCACGGGCGACGCGGAGCUGCAGGCUUUCUGGACGGAGGUGCGCACAGAGGGACACGCCGACAAGAAGGACGCGCCGUGGUGGCCCAAGCUCGACACGCCGGAGAGCCUCGCGCACACGCUCACCACCAUCAUCUGGGUCGCGGCGGCGCACCACGCGGCCGUCAACUUCGGGCAGUACGACUUCGGCGGCUACUUCCCGAACCGCCCCUCCAUCGCACGCACCAACAUGCCGGUGGAGGAGCCCGUGGACGCCGCCGCCUUCGACAAGUUCCUGGACAACCCGGACCAGGCGCUCCGGGAAUGCUUCCCGUCGCAGGUGCAGGCAACGCUGGUGAUGGCGGUGCUGGACGUGCUGUCCAGCCACUCCCCCGACGAGGAGUACCUGGGAGGGAUGGAGACUGCCCCGUGGGGCGGCGACACCGCGGUGCGGGCGGCGUACGUGAGGUUCAACGAGCAGCUUAAGGCGGUGGAAGGGAUCAUCGACGGAAGGAACAAGAACAGGAAGCUCAAGAACCGGUGCGGCGCCGGCAUCGUGCCGUACCAGCUCAUGAAACCAUUCUCGCAGCCCGGCGUCACGGGCAAGGGCAUUCCCAACAGCACCUCCAUCUAAUCAAACAUAGCUUCCGUGAAUCUAGUAGACUUCGUUGUCCGUUGUUAAAUGUACGUAUUUAUUUAAGCUCCACACUUCAUAUCUGUAUGUGUAUAUCCAUUCUAUUAAUAAGUUCAGAUUUACUACUUA